GAAGCAUUUAUAAACAGUGUCCAUCGAUUCGAAAGCGUCACAUCAUCUCCAUUUGCUCAGUGUUACAGCUCAAUCUCUUCUAACCUUUUUAAUCAUGAAAGUUUUGGUCUUCCUUUUCUCUGUGCUGGCUGUCGCCAUUGCUCAACGAUAUGGUUCAGCAAUACGACCAGUACGCCAGCUACUUCCAUCUCUACCAAUUGGUCAAUUUCCCGUACUUCCUGGCCCGGCAUCUUCUACAUUUGCUGCAUCUCUUGGUAAUGCUCCCGUAGGAAUUGUUGACAGAAGUGUUGGACAAGGAUAUGGUCCAGGGCUUCCAGGAUUUGGAUUUCCUUUUGGAUUCCCCUUCGGAUUCCCUUAUUUAGGAUUCCCUUAUAGAGGACUACCUUUUGGUGGCUUCCCCUAUGGUGGACUUGGAGAAAAUGUCUUCAGCACUUCCUUAGGAGGUGCUAAAGUUGGAACAGUCAGCAGAGCAACAGUAUGAGCAAACAAAAAUGAAUCUAAAACGUGACGUGGUCCUAAUGUCGUUUGAAGAAACUGAGUAUGAAUGUGAUGAAUGAAUUCAAUUAUUGUCCUUCAUAAUUUUUAUUUAAAUAAAAAAGUUGAAAUCUAA
This is a messenger RNA of Parasteatoda tepidariorum (common house spider), 610 nucleotides long. RefSeq lists its product as uncharacterized. The record is from RefSeq and is a predicted model, not a curated record. NCBI's taxonomy places the organism in Eukaryota, Metazoa, Arthropoda, Arachnida, Araneae, Theridiidae.